Symbiodinium necroappetens is the source of this 675-nucleotide messenger RNA. The record is from the annotation of a GenBank genome assembly. NCBI's taxonomy places the organism in Eukaryota, Dinophyceae, Suessiales, Symbiodiniaceae.
AUGGCAGCGAACUGUAUCAGGUUCUUCACGUGCCUCAUCCUCCUGUCUGUCAUCUACAUCUUCUCGAUUGCCUUGACGCAACUCUCAGAAGGAACGCCUCUGGGCACGGCCUACUUCCCGACUCUUGUCGAUGGAAUGUUCUCGCUGCUGUUCCACGCCUGCUUCUUUCAGGGUCUUCCCGAUUUGGCCCGCUUGUGCUUUCAGGAAAAUUUUCUCUAUGGUCUAUCUCUUCUGGUCUUUGUUGUUCUUGCACCGCUGACUGUCAUGAACCUGAUUGUUGGGGUGCUGGUUGAGGUGGUCGGUGUCGUGGCUGCAGCAGAGCAGGAGGCCUCUACGCGGAACGCCAUCUUCGAAGCUCUGCAGGAGGCGCUGGAACGACUUGGGCCGAGGAAGAAGGAGGACGUCAUCGCCAGGGGCGAAUUUGCAGCUUUGGUGAAUCGUCCGGACCUCGUCGGCAUCUUUCUGGAGUCGGGCAUCGAUGUCGUGGCCAUUCUCCGGGAUCCGGACAUGGUGUUUGCAGGAGAAGCGGAGAUGAGCAUUACCGAGUUCCUCGAAGAGACGAUCGCUUUGCGAGGCUCCAACCCAGCCACGGUGAGAGACCUCGGGCAGCUCAAGCUUCAGAUCCUUCGAGAAAUGCGAACACGCGGUCGGCCACCCAUGCCGAUGUCCAGGUAG